AUGGUCAAAUCCAACAAAUUCGACUAUACUGGUCGCACAUCUUCAGGCCCGAAAUUGGGCAAAUCAAUCGCGUCAGACCUUGAGAAGCGAGCAGACAAGAAGCAGCGCGAGGCUAUCAAACUGAAUGCUCCACCGGCCAGGUUGCAUUUCAAGCUAGCCGCCUCCACCUCACGCCUCCCCAAGAAGGAUCGGCUCAAGAUCAAAGACAGAGAUCGUGACGACUGCGACAACGGCCUGAAGGAAGUUCCAAUCCACAAACUUGAUCUGAAGGUUCCUAGCAAGGCCUUGACCGAUGAUGGCUUUGCUCACCUCGCCGACGGCCUGCAGAACGCUCUGAGGACAUGCCGAGACUUGGCUUUGGUCGAUCUCAACCUCACCCACAACGAUCUCACCACAAUUUCCCUCGCUCGACUCGCACCUAUCAUCCGGGCUUCUUGCUACACCUUACAAACCCUCGACUUGUCUGGAAACAACUUCCGCGUGUCGACGGCCCUGGAGGUUGAACAGUGGCAGCUGUUCCUUCAAUCCUUCCGCUGCUGCAUGACCCUACGAAGACUCGACCUCAGCGACAACCCAUCACUCGGAUCUCGAGCCUUCGAAGUUCUGGCCCGCGUAUAUGCACGCGAGCCCCCUGUGGAGCCUUUACCUGCCAUGGGCAACCAGUCGUUCAUAACCUUGCCGGACAGCUGCUCGAUACUCAGCCACAGCAGCUACGACGGCAACCUGAUCGCAAAUGCUGAAGACCCUGACCUUCCGAGAUGUGCCAACGGAAAGACUCUUGCCGAUACCUGGAUACUCAAAUACCGCUGCGGUCUUCGUUCCAUUCCAUACCUGACUUUGCGCAAUGUCGGUUUAGACGACACAGGUGCUCUCUUCCUGUCCAACGUUCUGGAACAGCACUACUACCCUAUCCAGCUAGUCACUGAAAACAAUGCGACUGAAGCCACAUCUUCUAUUGCCACCUACCGUCAGGAUGCCAACACCAAGGGCGUCAAUUGGGACAACAAUGUGAAGUCGUUGUCCAAAGAUGGUCUCCACUUACUCCAGUGUGCCGAGAAGUCAAGGAUGAAGACGCUUCUGGGAGAUUCGGACAGCAUCACUAGCUCCUACAUAUCGGCAAGCGUGCCGGACGCAAAUGAUGCCUCGUCUCCUAGAAGGAUAUCCACUGCCAGUCUACGCCGCCCAAGUCUCCGUUUGAUACACUCUACCGAGUACAGUAUCUACGACAAGUCUGACACCAACAGUGCUCGCAGAAAGGUCCAGCGUAAUACUAUCGUGCACACUGGUUGCGAAAGUGUCGACCUGUGGCGCGCAUCCCUGGCCGUCAUCAUCGCUUCUCGCAAGGUCUUCCUUCUGGCACCUGUGUUUGAGAGAUACAAGGCUGUCAAGCCUGAGCCGGAGAUUCUCUGUGAGAUUGUUGAGCCUGUUCUGGACGGCAACGGUCAUGUUGCGCAAGUCGACGACCAGAUGAUUGGCACACCCGACGCCGAUGAAGACCGUCUCAGCAACUCCCUCAGUGCGCUCUCGCAUCAUGAGGACCCAGUGGACUUUGAAGCCGGUGUAGCCAAGCGCUCAUACGCCGCCACUCUCAUGACUACUUCGCCCGCCGAUUCCAUGAACCCGGAACCAGCCACAUCAGACUGUAACAAUCAGGCUUCGCCCUUGACCAACAAGCCCAACACCAAAAUUCUCAGAACCAAAAGCUCUUCUCACAGUCAGUUUGCUGGUUUAGAAGGACAUGAUUCAGACAGCACACAAGUUCGCGGAGACGCUGUCAAGAAAAAGGUCUGUUCCGAGGACUACGCGCGAUACCAGGAGCACAGAAUUGCCAAGCUGAGAGCUUACCACAGAGGCGAGAGUGACGGCUACAGGGAUGUCAGCCUGCGUUGCCAUCUUCCUCUUACUGUCAAUCUCCAGAUCCUCAGACUAUACAUGAGUCCUAUUGAUCUCAGUCUGCUUGGUGUGGACAAGCAGAGAAAGGCAUACACAUGGGGCCAGAAGAGGGAGACGCUGAGACGAGAGUACGAUUGGAGAAUGAAGGACGAGAGUUCUCAGCUCCUCAUGCUCCUUUCGGGCGCCGAGUGCGUUGAGUAUUGAAGUCCGUAGAACGUGGCAGAGGUACAGAGGGACAGUGAGACAGAGGAAUGGAGUGGACGAGGUCCACAAACCACGAGCUUGCUGGCACAAGAACCGAAAAUGAUAUCGAAGAAAACCAAGUCACGUAGUAGACAAACAUGAAGUCAUUCGUUUGAUAAACACACGAAUUCUACAGUCUCUGACAUGGUCGUAAAUGUGUAGGAAAUGGAAGCAGUCGAGUUUGAUAGAUAUGAGAAUUAUCAC
Molecule: messenger RNA, 2340 nt
Organism: Aureobasidium subglaciale EXF-2481
Lineage: Eukaryota; Fungi; Ascomycota; Dothideomycetes; Dothideales; Saccotheciaceae
Exons: 2
Coding region: 1-2097 (698 amino acids)
Source: RefSeq, a predicted model, not a curated record